Messenger RNA from Amphibalanus amphitrite, 2345 nucleotides. Its product is annotated as transmembrane protein 199-like. Gene Ontology annotation, biological process: vacuolar proton-transporting V-type ATPase complex assembly. The record is from RefSeq and is a predicted model, not a curated record. NCBI's taxonomy places the organism in Eukaryota, Metazoa, Arthropoda, Thecostraca, Balanomorpha, Balanidae. The transcript is spliced from 7 exons. Bases 928 to 1644 code for a protein of 238 amino acids. Gene Ontology annotation, cellular component: endomembrane system.
GGACGAAUGAAAAACAAGCAUUUUCCACGGUGACUAUAAAUAGCAUUUUCCACGGUGACUAUAAAUAGCAUUUUCUAGCGAUCGCACUGAAGAACGGCAUAUUUACGUCUGGACAACGAGUUGCGGGGAAAAGUGCUGAUUUUGUUGCAGUUUUAGGAGCCGGUGAUUGAAGAACGAGCAGAGAAGCCCGUGCCGGGAAGUGUUGAUUUUAUUUUUAUGACGUCAUUUGUUAUUUAUUAUUCAAAGCUACUUGUUUUGAUCCCGUCUCCAGCCUCAAAUGUCUAAACUGCGUCAAAACCGAAUCUUGGUCCAAACAAUAGAGGUCAAUGGUCCAAACACUUGGUCCAAACUUGGUCCAAACAUGAUUAACGUAUGACUAAUUUGAUUUUAUUCCGAAUUAAUUUCAUUUUUGGUGCCAACGAAUAAUUUAAUUUCGUCUGGUCUCCGAAGAUAUGUAAUGACAGAGAAAAAGGAUAUACUUGAACACGCAAUUGAGGUGUGGGCUCGGCUGUUUGAUCACCGGCCAUUCCUGAGGGGUGAAAUCAAGUCAUUUGUUCAUAAUUUUGAGUCAAAGCACCCAGAGGGGUGUGCACCAUCGCUGGCUGACCCGCUGGCCCAGCUGAAUCAGAUCAACUCUGAGCUGGUCGGCGGCUGUGCUGCUCUGGUGCAGGAGAGCCUGCCCGGCCUGCAGGAGGACGCCACACUGCUGGAGGCACAGUGCCGUGCACUCAUCAAAGCACCAGCCAACAACGAAAAGUUGCAGGACCGUGUAGCCGAGCUGCAGAUCGAGCGCGAGGAGAGCUGGGGUCGGUUCCUCACUGAACUGGAGCAGGCGCGCGCUCAGGUGGACGAGGAGUUUGAACGGAAGGAGGCCGAACUGCGCGACUACUACCGACGGGCACAGCAGAAACUGACGUAGAACUGAGUAUGGAGCUGCACCCGUCUGAAUCUGUCCGCGAGUCGGUGCGGCUGCUGGUGGGGCCGCUGCCGCCGGACGCUGUGCCGGCCGCGGUGCGCCGCUGGCUGGACCGGCCCGCCGGGGGCGGUCUCAGUCUGGAGGCGGUGCGCUGGCUGCGGGAGCGGCUGACCGCAGAGGGACAGCAGGAGCCGCUGUUUGACCUGCUGGCCGGCGGGACGAUGGAGCUGCCCUCGCCGGUCACACAGGAACGGAACCCCGAACUGGAGGCACGGUGUCAGCGUUUGAGAGCAGAGCAAGAGGAGCGCUCCUACCGCAAAAUGGUCCGGAACGUGGACUCGAACCGCUUCAAAGAACCCUCCCUCGAAAUCGGCAAACAGAUGCGCGAGGUGAACGCCCAGCUGGUCGAGGUCGGGCAGGUGGUGUUCUCGGUCGGCGCCGCCUUCCUGUUCGGCUACAUGGCCACGGCGGUGGCCGCCGGCGGCGCCAGCACCGCCACGCGCAUCCUGGCCGGCCUGGCCGCCGCCCUGGUGGUGCUGGUCGCCGAGGGAUACUUCCUGCUGCGCUACCUCAGCUACGCCGACGACCCGCCACCGGCGCGUCCCCCGGCCAAGACGGCGGCGCCCUCCGCGAGCCCCGUCGUCGCCGUCGGCGCCGGGUCUGGGGCCGAUGAGGUAGAGGUAGCGGCGGCGCAACCUCCACCGAUCUACGUGAAGAAGCGACAGUGAUGUGCCGCGUGGCUGCGACACUGUCGCACGACAGUGAUACUGCGACAGAACGGAGCCAGUGCUAUAGAGUAGUGUGCCGCGUGAAAGUGAAGUGUGUUGUCAGUUGUCACUCAUUCAAAUUCGGUCGAAAGGUUAUGAAAUGUUGCCAAUGAGUUUGCUGUGUAUCAUUGUACAGUGACACUUUGGCGGCGACAACUCCAAUGACUGCAUUGGAGAUUGGGGAUGACUGCAUUGGGGAUGACUGCAUUGGGACGUCACUGGAGUCAGCCAUGUAACACUAGUUUGAAUCUGCGGUCUGUUGCUUGGUAUCACAUGAUGUUUGUGCCAGCGUGCUGAGUGCAGUUUGGUAGUGACGGUGUUGGUAUGGCGUGAUCAAAGAUUUUUCCAGCCCACCAUAGGCUAGAUUUUAAUUUUUAGCGAGUUAAUGUAAGAGCUAAACGCGUCACAUCGUCAUAUUCUAGGCAAAAUGUGCGCGGCUCGUAACUGCUUUUCGCUAUGGCCACCGGCAUUCCCUUAUUUGUAGCUGCUGUGAGUUUUGCGUUUGUGAACAUUGUACUGAAACGCACUUAUGUAGUGUGUGAAGAAUGAUAGUUGAAACUAGUGGAAAGACGUAAUGGUAUCUGACAUGAAUUGAUAUAAAACCGACAAUGAUAUCGUGAUAUAAAAGAGGCAAAUAUAAGACUGGACUGUCCGGACUUCAA